UAUCAGUCAUUUCAAGCAUUUCAAACCGUGCACAACAUUAAUCUUGCUCUCUUAUUAUUUUAAUAUUGCAAUUCGAAAAUAGCAACCUCAUUGGGAAUAUUUAAAUGAGAAUUCUCUUUUGAAAGACUGAAAAAGAUUCCAACGAAGUGAUUAGUUUUAACAUAGAAUUUAAGUGUUAUUUUUUAAACGGGAUUUUUUUAACUGAAACAAGAUGCCGUUAGAGCAUUCAUUGCUGAAUAUUUUCCAUUUACAGCGCAGUUUAUUGAAUAAUUGUUAUAUUCUCCGUGUUUUAAUAAUUGACAUACAUUUUGGAGCAGAUUCAAAAUGAAGGAUUUAGUGAAUGGAAGCAAUUCAGUUGAAAAUCACAGUGCACAUAAGGUUUCACAAAGUACAAGCAACGGUGAAAGCCAUGACUCGGAGCGAACGGCGCGAGUGAUUAAUGGUUUGGCAAUUGCAAAGGAAAUCAGGCAAGAGCUGAAGGAGCACAUCAUCGAAUGGGAGAACGAAGGUCAUCGUCCGCCUCAUUUGACGGCUGUGUUAGUUGGCGAAGAUCCAGCAAGUCAAACAUACGUCAAUAACAAGAUUAAGGCAACGGCUGAAGUGGGCAUUUCAAGUGAAACAAAACGAUGUUCGUCAACGAUUACUGAGUCGGAACUAUUGAAAGUGAUCAACGAUUUGAAUAUGAACGAUAAUGUUGAUGGGAUUUUGGUGCAGUUGCCGUUGCCUCCGCAUAUAAAUGAACGGUUGAUUUGUGAUGCGGUUUGUGUUAACAAAGAUGUUGAUGGGUUCAAUGAGAAGAAUGUCGGUCGCUUGUGUUUGGAUAUAAAUUCAUUGAUUCCAUGCACUGCGCUAGGCGUACAGGAGCUCAUUCGGCGAGCGCACAUUGAAACAUUCGGCAAAAAUGUCGUGGUCAUCGGUCGAUCGAAGAACGUUGGAUUGCCGAUUUUCAUGUUGUUACAUGCGGACGGUCGAAAUGAAACCGGCGCCAUGGAUGCCACAGUGACAAUGUGCCAUCGGUUUACACCACGUGAUGAACUAAAGACAUUGUGUCGUCAUGCUGAUAUUAUUGUGUCGGCCACCGGUGUUCCGAAGCUCAUUACAGCCGAUAUGGUCAAAGAAGGCGCCGCGAUCAUUGAUGUCGGUGUCACUCGUGUUAAAGAUGAAGUGACUGGAAAGUUUAAACUCGUUGGCGAUGCGGAUUAUGACGAAGUUCGAAAAGUGGCUGGUUGCAUCACUCCGGUGCCUGGUGGCGUUGGCCCGAUGACCGUGACCAUGCUGAUGCGAAACACAUGGGUUGCUGCUAAAAAUCUAUGCAAACUACCUGCCUGUCAAAAUGGUCAUGCUCAAUAGAAAAAUCAGUGUGAAAUUAUUGAAAUGUUGUA
Messenger RNA from Sitodiplosis mosellana (orange wheat blossom midge), 1382 nucleotides. RefSeq names its product bifunctional methylenetetrahydrofolate dehydrogenase/cyclohydrolase, mitochondrial-like. The transcript is spliced from 5 exons. Gene Ontology annotation, cellular component: mitochondrion. Bases 325 to 1350 code for a protein of 341 amino acids. The record is from RefSeq and is a predicted model, not a curated record. Gene Ontology annotation, molecular function: methenyltetrahydrofolate cyclohydrolase activity; methylenetetrahydrofolate dehydrogenase (NAD+) activity; methylenetetrahydrofolate dehydrogenase (NADP+) activity. NCBI's taxonomy places the organism in Eukaryota, Metazoa, Arthropoda, Insecta, Diptera, Cecidomyiidae. Gene Ontology annotation, biological process: tetrahydrofolate interconversion.